This is a messenger RNA of Zygosaccharomyces rouxii, 1290 nucleotides long. RefSeq names its product tRNA dimethylallyltransferase (gene MOD5). The record is from RefSeq and is a predicted model, not a curated record. Gene Ontology annotation, molecular function: tRNA dimethylallyltransferase activity; ATP binding. Gene Ontology annotation, cellular component: mitochondrion. Lineage: Eukaryota; Fungi; Ascomycota; Saccharomycetes; Saccharomycetales; Saccharomycetaceae. The coding region runs from base 1 to 1290 and encodes 429 amino acids. Gene Ontology annotation, biological process: tRNA modification. The transcript has a single exon.
AUGAUUAGAGCUCUUUGGAAGAAGAUGUUUGUUAAUUCUCCAGGGAAGGUAGUAGUCAUUGCUGGUACUACAGGUGUAGGUAAAUCACAGCUGUCUAUCCAGCUGGCUAAAAAGUUUAAUGGUGAAGUGAUCAACUCGGACUCCAUGCAGGUCUAUAAAGGGUUACCAAUUAUCACUAACAAACACCCAAUUGAAGAAAGAGAUGGUAUUCCUCAUCAUGUUAUUAACCAUGUGGAUUGGUCGGAGGAGUACUAUUUACACAGAUUUGAAAAAGAGUGUGUAGAUGCUAUAGAGGAUAUCCACCAACGAGGAAAACUAGCAAUCGUCGUAGGCGGUACACAUUACUACUUGCAAGUGCUAUUUAACAAACAUGUUAAAUCUAUCCAAAGGGACGUCACUAAGGAAGAAAGAGAACUGCUCAAUUCGGGAAAUGGUCAACUCAUUUAUGAUACUCUGAAAAUGCACGAUCCAGCAAUUGCUACCAAAUUUCACCCUAAUGACACGAGAAGGGUACAAAGGAUGUUAGAAAUUUAUUAUGAAUCUGGGAAAAAACCUAGUGAGACCUAUGCAGAACAAGAAAUUUCAUUGAGAUACGAUACGCUGUUUCUCUGGCUUUAUAGCGAUUCAGAUGCACUAGAACAGAGAUUAGAUGACCGUGUAGACAAAAUGUUAGAAACAGGUGCUAUGGAAGAGAUCAAGGAACUGUACGAAUACUUCCAAAAUAACAAAUAUACCAUAGAACAAUGUGAAAAUGGUGUUUGGCAAGUCAUUGGAUUUAAAGAAUUUCUACCAUGGUUGAUAGACGAGAAAAAAAAUAUGAAGAUAGAAGAUGGGGUUGAACGUAUGAAGAUCCAUACGCGACAAUAUGCUAAGAAACAAGUUAAAUGGAUACGGAAAAUGUUAAUACCAGAUGUGGACGGAGACGUCUAUGUGUUGGAUGCAUCUGAUUUAUCACAGUGGCACGAAAAAGUAUUAGUACGAUCUACAAACAUUACAAGGCAAUUCUUUGAAAAUAAACCAAUUCAAGAUAUACGCGCGCCUGAAAGACUAAAGGGAUUGCUAGAUAUUGGGAAAACAAAAGAUAAAAGUCAACGAGAUUGGCAACAGUACGUGUGUACUGUUUGUCGCGACCAGCAGGAUAAGGAACUUAUAGCCAUUGGUGAGACAAAUUGGCAAAUCCAUUUGAAAAGUAGAAGACAUAGGUCAAACCUCACUAAAGGUGCGAGAAAAGCCGCUUACGAAAAAUGGAAGGCUGAAAAAGGUGUUAAUGAUGAUGAAAAAGAGCAUUAA